Cheilinus undulatus (humphead wrasse) is the source of this 5695-nucleotide messenger RNA. RefSeq names its product ectonucleotide pyrophosphatase/phosphodiesterase 1 (gene enpp1). The transcript has 23 exons. The record is from RefSeq and is a predicted model, not a curated record. The coding region runs from base 357 to 2762 and encodes 801 amino acids. Gene Ontology annotation, molecular function: nucleic acid binding; dinucleotide phosphatase activity; phosphodiesterase I activity. Lineage: Eukaryota; Metazoa; Chordata; Actinopteri; Labriformes; Labridae. Gene Ontology annotation, biological process: nucleoside triphosphate catabolic process; inorganic diphosphate transport; ATP metabolic process. Gene Ontology annotation, cellular component: cell surface.
UCUGUGCCACUUAUGAACACAAAUAUCUGAAAAUAGUAUGGCCUUUCUCUAUUUUAGCUUUAAGUCCUGAUAUGUCUCGCUUAAACUGAGUUGGAUGAGUUUAACUACUGGGCAGCGCAGUAAAAUGACACAAAAUAACCGUCUGUUAAUUAAUGCCUCCUGUCAUGUUUUCAGGAGGCUCACUGUUUAAUCAAUCAGUGCCUCGUAGACUCGGACACGUCAAGAAUCAAGGCGGCGCUACAAUGGAGCAGAGGGUCAUACCCUACCCACAGCAUAUAUUGCUCACCGGGGACGGUCUGUCUGCAGCUCAGUCUCUCCAGAGAAACACUGGCAGGAGCUUUCAGCGCUGAGCAAGUAUGGACGUAACCAAAGGAGAGGACCGCUCUGCUGAGCAGGCUGCGUCUUUAUUUGGGGCCUCAGAUGUGGAGAGCCAGAGGAGAAACAAUGAACGAGGACAGAAGAGGAGUAACUGGAAAAUCAUAACUGGGGUCCUGCUGCUGUGCUUACUGGUUGUUGUCCUGGCUGUGGUGUUUUCUCGGAGGAAGAGCAGUGAUGUGAAAGAAGGGGAGGUCUGGCUGCUGCAGGCUGAUCAGGGAGUUCAACAGCAACAGUGUCCACCGAGUUUUUCCAGACCUCCUCUCAUCCUGGUGUCCCUGGACGGCUUCAGGGCGGAGUACCUCAAAGAUCACAGCAGCCAUCUCCCUGUCAUCAACAAAUUACGACGUAUCGGAACAACAACACCAUAUAUGAGGCCUGUCUAUCCCACAAAGACCUUUCCCAACCACUACAGCAUCGUCACUGGUCUUUAUCCUGAGUCUCAUGGGAUUGUGGACAACAAGAUGUACGAUGUGACGCACAAUGCUUUCUUCAGCUUGAAAACUGAUGAGAAAUUCAGUCCAAAAUGGUACCAAGGAGAGCCAGUCUGGCUCACUGCCAUGCGUCAUAAAUUAAAGACAGGUACCUUCUUCUGGCCUGGAUCAGAUGUCCCCAUUAAUGGCACCUAUCCAAAUGUCUUCAUGAUGUAUGACAAGACCAUAGCAUUUGAGAAGAGAGUGUUGAAGGUGCUGGAGUGGCUUGAUUUACCUGAAGGAGAAAGACCGGACUUCUAUACUUUGUACCUGGACGAGCCUGACUCAUCUGGACAUCGUUAUGGACCAAGAAGCAGCCAGGUGGUUCAGGCUUUGGAGAACGUGGACAAGAUUUUGGGUCAGCUGAUGGAUGGCCUGACAAAGAGAAACCUGCAGAACUGUGUCAAUGUAAUGAUCGUAUCAGACCAUGGCAUGGAGGAGGCUUCGUGUGACAAGGCAUUAUUUGUGGCAAACUUCCUGGACAAUACCAGUGACUUUUCUGUCAUCCAAGGCCCAGCUGCUCGUAUCAGACCUGCCCUCCUCCCAGACAAUUACUUUUCCUUUGACUAUGAGAGCCUGGUGAAGAACCUGUCGUGCAGGACCUCUGACCAGCCAAUGAGGCCUUACCUGAAAGAAAACCUCCCCAAACGGAUGCAUUUUGCUAACAACAAACGCAUCGAGCGAGGACAUCUCUAUAUGAAAGAAGGCUGGCAGGCUGCACUUAACAGAAAGGAGCUUAAGUACUGCAUGGGCGGAUUCCAUGGCUCAGAUAACCUCUUCACCAACAUGCAGGCAAUCUUCAUCGGCUACGGUCCAGGCUUUAAAGAAAAAACUGUUGUGCCUCCUUUUGAGAGCAUUGAAAUAUAUAACCUCAUGUGUGACCUCCUUGGCAUUCGUCCCGCUCCAAACAAUGGAACUCAUGGAAGUCUGAACCACCUUUUGAAGCAUCCUGUCCACCUGCCAGUUCACCCCGCACAGCUCUCCCAUGACAUACCAUGUGAGGCCAGUGAUCCAGUCCCUGCUGAUGAUCUGCAAUGUACCUGUUUGUCCCAAACCAAGGAAAUGGAGACUUCUAUGAACAUACGGCUCCUGAUAAAUAAUUAUACAGCUGGUGUUAAAGCUGCCUUACGUCGCCUCCACCAUCCCUUUGGCACUCCCACAGUCAUCCAACCAGACACCUCUUUCUGUCUCCUCCACCACUCGGACUACCUCAACGGUUACAGCAGAGAUCGGCUGAUGCCCCUCUGGGUGUCGUACACCGUCCAUCCUCUGACCAGAGUCCGACCCCUAAGCCCAGAGUCGGAGGCAUGUGUUCGUGCUGAUAUUCGCAUCCCACCAGCCGCCAGCCAGCUGUGCCUGCGCUACAGAGACAACCCCAAUCUGUCCUACGGCCUGCUGCACCCCCCCAAUCUGAGCGAGGAUGGAAACGACUCUGACUCUUUAAUCACAAGCAACAUGGCACCAAUGUUCCCUGCAUUCAAAGAUGUUUGGACCCAUGUCCACGACGUCCUUCUUCCAAAAUAUUCACAACAGCUGAAUGGAGUAAACAUCAUAAGUGGGCCAGUAUUUGAUGAAGACUAUGAUGGAAACAUUGAUGCACCCAAAGCAAUCACAAGGCACGAGGCUCCUGUUCCGACACAUUUCUUCAUCAUCCUGACCAGCUGUAGGAACUCGACCUUCAGCCCUGGUAACUGUGAGGGUCCACUGCAGGCUAAGUCCUUCAUACUGCCUCAUAGGCCUGACCACACAGAAAGCUGUGCUAAUGGGUCAGACUUGGCAUGGGUGGAGGACUGGCUUCACUUCCAUGCAGCACGAGUCCGAGACAUCGAGCUUCUGACUGGCCUGAGCUUCUACCAUGACAGGAUAUCAGUGGAAGAGACACUACAGCUCAAGACUUUGUUACAGACUGUGUAACAUCACUGAUGUGAUCAAAUGUAGCUUUAACCUCCAAAGGAAGCCAUACUGGUCUGCACAGCAGGCCUCUGUCCAUGUGGACACAGAUUAUCCAUCAUCCCUGGGUUGACCUGUGACACACCUAUAAACAUUUUCCUCUGUUCAAACCUUAAUUGUUUGAACAUCAAGUUCCUUCCAGGUUUAUUUUUAUAUGUUUGAUUCACCCUAAAAUGCUUGAUUAUGACAUGUGUGGAAGCUGUAUAUAUAUAUUUGGUCUCGUUCAUGUUUUUUUGUUUUUAUUCAGUGAAGUUUGUCACUUUUUAAAGUUCAGAGCUUUAAACCAAAGACACCGACACAUCUGCUGACCAGCUCCAAAGAUUUUUUUCUCCAACAGGAAGUUUUGUUGGAAACAAAACAGAGGGAAAACAAACAUACUGAUUGAAGAAGUAUUUAUUUAUACUAAAGUGUUUUUUAUUGGCUGGGUGCUUCAUGAAACAUGACGAACUACAGUCACGUCUACUGCCACGCAUCUGGAAAGUAUGCUGCUGAAGUUGGAAUAACUCAAAACAUGAGAAUUAACGUAGAAUAAGUUUUGCUCCUUGAAAAGGAAAGUGUUGAACAUUUCUGUUUAAUUACUUUAUUUUUGUAUUCUUUUAUACAGCAACGAUGAUUUUAGUAUUUUGUAAAUUUGGUAAAUGCAAUUUUGAUAAAUUGUACAACUUUUAAGUGUUUGUUUUUCCAAAUGUAUGUAGACAGUGUAUGGAUGGGUUAUGAAAUUCUACGGCCCUGUAGUUCAUUUAAAAAAAUGUUUUUGUUCAACGCAGCAGAUAUCUGAGAUUAGUUUUCCAGUGAACAAAGACUUAACAGACCUUCUAAGCCCCUCCAACAGAGGACGAGGGUACAAAGACUGAAAGAGUAGUUUCUAUAAAUAAGUCUUUUUAAUGUCUCUCUUUGUGAGUGUUUUGUGUGUUUUAGCCAAUUUUACAUCCAUAUUUUGUUUAUGUUUUUUAUGAGUCUUUCCUAUACAUACAGCCAGCAGUGCGUCAUAGUUGGGGGGGAAAGAAUCCUUUUUCUGAGCCUACAAUACCGUGAACACACAGGUUUUAAACUCCAAUGCAAUAGCUAACAAGUUCUGCAGGUAAUGUUUCCUGCAUGUGCCCUAUUUAUACUGAUAACUAGAGUUUCCAAUGGGCAACAUGUGUUUUUAAUGUUUUUUCUCCAUUAUAUAUUUUUAGAAAUGUUGCAAGCUGUCUAUGACUAAUAAACCAGUGAAAUAUCUCCCCUAACUCUUCCAUUACGUAUCAAGGUUGGGUAAGUCACCUCUGUGUUACUGCAGCUGAUCAGACAGAGGAAGAGAGAGAAAGUUGAGCAUUCCUCCCGCUAAUAUAUGAGAAAGGGAGACUUCUUAUAUUAAAUGAGGUUUUUAUUAAAUUGAUGCAGUUGAUGUUAUUCCGCGCUCUAUAAAUUUGGGAUUGUUUCAAAUCUGCAUCAACCCUCCUCGCGCAGAUCAGCUGUUGCAGCCGAACCACUAAAUGUUAAGCAACACAUUUUAAAACCUAAAUUGUGUUAUGCUUAAAUAUAUAUGGCUAAAUAAUAUGCAUAAUGCAAAGCAAAACUGUAGGAAGCUGAGCAGAAGUGCUAUGUGUAUGAAGAGGAGGGUGAACACGCACAGAAUUGGAGUAGAGUGUAAAUAAAUAAGUAAAAUGAAGCCAUGUACGCAUAAGCUGAAAUUAAUUGAAAGAGAAGCACUAUACACAUACUGUUUGAGUCAAAAUUUCAACAUUCUCCUAUGCAGUCUUUAUAAUUUUAUUGCUCAGGAAAGAAGGGGAAAAAGAGACGCUCUUUAAAAAGAUAAACAAUUACCGCUCGAAAUUACAGCGAUGCCAAUUCGCACUGGAUUGGUAUUACCUGCAGACCUAUUUGCGUGCCGAAACAUGGUAGGUAAUUUCCCCUGAAAUUUUUACUCCACAAAUUAGACACAUUCAAUUCACAGGACUAAAAACACAGACAUCUCAUUAUUUCAACUUAGCAGAGGUCCCUAGGUAACACUAAUCCCAUGCAACUACAGCAUAAGAUUUAGAUUUUUAAGUUUAUUUGUAGUGCAGAGUACCACAGCAGCUCAUAAACAUUGGAUUUAGUAAUGUGCUCUCCCAUUCAGCAUCUGAUGGGACAGAUUGUGGGAGUUUCCCUUGAUGCUGACUGUAUCUAUGCCUCCAUCCCAUAUUUCAUCACUUUGGUUUUCUGUUUGUACUUUUGAAUUUCUUUGUGGCUGUUACCACUUUACGUAUGUUUGUUGGCAUUCAGCAUGUUGAAGUCAUUCAAUGUCUUUUCUACAUCUAUCCAACAUUUUUGCUCCUUGGAUCUUUUUUGUUGUCAUCAAGAAUCUUACAGUUGUUUUUUAUUCUACUUUGUUGUUUGCUCUUUGAAGUAAUUUUGUGUCCCUCCAUAAGAUGUUUUUCAUCUUUCUUUAGUCAUUUUUAGCAAUCUUUAAUGUCACUUUGCAUCAUUUUGUUCUUGUAGUUGUUUUGCAUCUCUUUUUUUUUAUGCCAGUGCAUUUCUCUAUCCCAUUUUAGUUUUUUUUUGUCAUCUUUUUGCAUUUCUUUGUAGUUUUAUAUUUGAUGUUGACAAUUUUGUCCUGAUAUUACAUUCUCAAUGCAACACAAAUCUCUCUGAUGCAGCCAAACUUCACUAUUUUUUUUCCAUGCUGGACACAAAGAGAACCUGUUCCUGUUUUCAAAAAAAUCAUAACCCAUCCAUUGCUGUGUGUAAAUGUUUGUGUCUAUCUGCGUGUUCAGCUGAUUUAUUUCUGGGAUCAACACACUUCCCCCUCAAUCUAUUUUAUCUUCCUGCUGUGUGGAAAUUAAGGCUUUUCCAAUGUGUACAGUAGCUCCUUUUUACAGCUUUGUCAGAAAUGGCAGCUAUGGUCCAAUAUGUACUUUCAUAAAAAUCUUUAA